UAUUCUAAAUAGUCAAAAUAUUUUUUCUGUGUUUUGUCAAAAGCAUAACUUGUCCACUGUCAUUUUGUUGCCCAAAGAAACCGUGAGCAGUUUCCGGCAGCUCCCAGGAGCCCCUGCCCCGCUGCCCAUGGCCGGCCCUGCUCUGGAGCCCGGUUUCCCAGGCGGGGUGCGCUCCCUGCUCCGUGGGCUGGAGCUGACAGCUCUGGCAGCGCAACUUCUCCUUUCAGAGCCACUCGGGGCUCGCCCUGCGCAGCCGGGAAACCAAAAUGCCGGCGGGAUCUGCUUGGUGCCAGCCUGCUCUGCUCUUACUUCUCUCCUGCGUGCCCCUGUGGGCCGCUGGGGUUUCCUGCAGGAAUGAAGAUGGGGAGACGGUGGAUUGGUUUGCUCUUUACAAGCUGCCAAAGCAUGCCAAAGGACAGAUUCCCCUGCUGGGACUGGAAUACCUGUACAUGGAUGCCCUGACUCCACAGUGGCAGCUUGGUAAAUACCUCAUCAACAUGAGCCAGGGUGCUCUGGGACAAACACUGCAGCAGCUCUAUGAGACAUAUGAAUCCAAGAGGAACACCACUGCAUAUGCAAUAUACAAUGAUGAGAUCCCUGAAUCAGACUCCAAAGGGUCGAAAUGUGGACACACCAAAGGAUUUCUGCUCUUGGAUAAAUCACAAGGCUUCUGGGUGAUUCACAGUGUGCCUCUGUUCCCUCCCAACCCUGAGGAUGGGUAUGGAUAUCCAUCUAGUGGCGAGUCCUUCGGACAGACAGCCAUCUGUAUAACCUUCAAAUAUGAUCAGUUCACGGAAAUAGACCAACAGAUGCUGAGUUAUAAUCCAGGAAUCUACAGCUGUUCCAUCCCUGACAUCUUCCAAGCUGAUCUCCCAAAUCUCCAGAAACUCUGUGCAAAAUCCAGGCUGCCCUCGCCCCCCUUGCACCACCUCUCCAAGCUCCAGUCAGCUCAGGGGGAAAACUUUCUCCACUUUGCAAAGUCACACUUGUUCAUAGAUGAUAUCUAUGUGGCCUGGAUGGCUCAGGAACUGAAGACUGAUUUGUUGGCUGAAUCCUGGCAGCGUUCUGGUGAAAAGCUUUACUCGAAUUGCUCUCUUGACUACCACGUCUACAACGUAAACAUAAUAGGGAUGCCAUUGAACUCCACCUUCCAUUCCAUUAAUGACCAUUCCAAAUGGGCUGUUUCAAGGAAAUACAAAGAUCAGUGGACAUGCAUUGGGGACUUGAACCGUGCUGCUGAGCAAGCUUGGAGAAGUGGUGGGUUCAUCUGUACCCAGAACGAACAGAUCUACAAAGCCUUCAGGCAUUUGAUAAUCCACUAUGAAAGCUGCACUUCUGCUCCCAGAGAGCUGUAACAAACCAUUCCUCCCAACCAGCACAGCCCUUGUUACAUGGGAAGUGUAGGAAAUCUCUCUCUCCCUGAACUGUAUUUUCACUCUGAAAAGCAGCCCUGUGAGUUUCCAGAUGUGCUGGGCCAUCGCCUUGUUAGCUGUAGGAGCAGGUGAAGGGCAGCUGCUUUCCUGUGGUGUGGGGCCCUCAGGGGGUGUGUGCUGGGCCCUGCUCUGCUCUCUGCCUCCUGUCACCAUCCUGGAUGGCAUGGCAUGGCAUGGCAUGGCAUGGCAUGGCAUGGCAUGGCAUGGCAUGGCAUGGCAUGGCAUGGCAUGGCAUGGCAUGGGAGGGACACUGCUGCAUGGGGCUGCACCAAAGCACAUCUCUGUGCACACCCUGCAGGGGCAUCCCUGGACACCUUGGGAGUGGGGCUGGACCUGGGAUGGGAGGGACAGCAGAAACCUCUCUCUUGAACUGGGCUGUCAGCACUGGCAGGUAGCAAGGGAUAAGUACCCCUAAGUACUUCAGAAUUGCCCUGGAUUUCUGGCAUUGUUGAGAUAAAUCAUAGCAUUUCUGCUCAGCUUGGGCUGAAUCUUUAAAAGAGCUGAGAAAAUUAGAUCCAGACAGGGAGAUGAAUAGAUCUGAGGACGGGAAGGCCUCAUUUUUACAUGAUUCAUUUUUAGAGAAUUAAUGAACUUUAAAUCAUCUUUAAAUUAUCUGUAACCAAUAGCUUGGAAAUGUUUCUAGUGCUUCUAUUCAUAU
Messenger RNA from Camarhynchus parvulus, 2091 nucleotides. It is a transcript of the gene DNASE2B, whose product is annotated as deoxyribonuclease 2 beta. The coding region runs from base 267 to 1355 and encodes 362 amino acids. The record is from RefSeq and is a predicted model, not a curated record. Gene Ontology annotation, biological process: apoptotic DNA fragmentation. The transcript is spliced from 6 exons. NCBI's taxonomy places the organism in Eukaryota, Metazoa, Chordata, Aves, Passeriformes, Thraupidae. Gene Ontology annotation, molecular function: deoxyribonuclease II activity.